UUAAAAACGACUGCCUCGCAUUUGGGUGAAACAGCUGCUAAACCAAGAAUUUGACUACUUUUGGGGAUAAAAAGUCGCAUCACAGAUUUCAUCUGAACACCACCAUCACGUGAUCUCCUGAGCUUUAAUCGCUGCUCUGUAAUUGGUUGGUUGUAACACAGCUGAGCUCAAAGGUUCCUUUGAUUGAAAGAAUCAAGACAGGCUGGUCAAAGGAACCCUUACGUUCCGGGUGCUGGGGAGACGCUCCUCUGCUAAAUUAGCUGACCAUCUUCCCUGAAAAAGCUGAAUAUCAAAAGUUGUGACAUAAAUGAUUUAAUUCUAAACUCAUUUAUGGGCAGAAUGGGGUUCCUGCAGCUGCUGAAAUCCCAGUUCCUGUCCCACCUGUUCAUCUGCUACGUGUUCCUGUUGAGCGGCCUCAUCGUCAACCUGUUGCAGCUCUGUACUCUACCUCUGUGGCUGGUCAGUAAGCAGCUGGCUCGAAGGAUCAACAUCAGACUGUGCUACUGCAUUGCUAGUCAGUUGGUAGCAACCCUGGAGUGGUGGUCCGGGACAGAAUGCACUCUCUACACAGACCCAAAAAGCUAUCCGCUUUAUGGAAAGGAAAAUGCAAUUGUGGUUCUUAACCACAGCUUUGAAAUUGACUUUCUGUGUGGCUGGACCUUCUGCGACAGAUUUGGAGUUCUUGGGAGCUCAAAGGUGUUAGCCAAAAAAGAGCUGGCUUAUGUGCCAGUGAUCGGCUGGAUGUGGUACUUCCUGGAGAUAGUUUUUUGCAAAAGGAAGUGGGAGGAAGACCGAACAACUGUGACGCAGAGUCUUCAGAACCUAAAGGAUUACCCUGAACACUUUUGGUUCCUGCUUUUUUGUGAAGGAACGCGCUUCACACCAAAGAAGCACCAGAUCAGCAUGCAAGUGGCCCAGAGCAAAGGUCUGCCAAAGCUAAAGUACCAUCUUCUUCCCAGAACCAAAGGAUUCUGGGUAACUGUCCAAAACCUGAGAGGCACUGCUGCAGCUGUUUAUGAUUCAACACUAAACUUCAGGGACAACGAAGUUCCGACUCUGCUCGGAGUUCUCAACGGAAAAAAAUAUCAUGCAGAUUUGUAUGUGAGGAGAAUUCCCCUAGAGUCGAUUCCUGAAGACGAGGCGGAGUGUUCCGCAUGGCUCCACAAGCUUUACCAGGAAAAGGGCAGUAGUUUCCAGCCUGGAGUCUGCGACCCUCCCAAGAGUGUCCCAGAAGGUUGCAGGGGGUCCCCAACAUUUUGUCUACCCUGAGGUUGUAAGGUUACCAAGAAAUCCCAACAACACACCCAAUAGUAUAAUCCGAACUCUGUGUAAGAGUUAUACCUCUGUAUGUCUGUAAAGUUUGUAAUUAAUCAUCUUUAACGUGUUUAUGCAGUCAGGAGUCAAGGUUGGGUGUUGCUCUACCUAGUCUUGAAUACAAGAAGGGGGACCACUAAGAGAAAGGUCGGAAAUCUUUGGUGCAGGGUAUGGUGUGGAACGGUUUGGGAUCAGGGGUGGGGAGGUGUAUCAAGCAGGUUUUAGUUGUUCCUCUGCUCCAACACACCUAACUCAGUGAUUGAAUCAUCUGUUGACCGGGUUAUCAAGCUCUGCAGAAGCCUGUUAAUCACUGACUGAUUAAAAGUGGGUGUGUUGGAGCAGGGAAACUACUAAAACAUGCUGGACAGAAGCAUUUGAGGAUUGCCUAACCCUGUUACAGGGUAUGGGGUAUGAGUUAUGGUAUCGGUAUUGGUACGAUAAGUAAAACUGGAGCAAUGUUAUUGCCAAAAAUGUGUUUCCAACUAUUUUCCGUUCAUGUAUCUGUUUUGAGAUGCACCAUGUGGCAGCGAUGGUAAUCAUCUCAUGAAUAAAAUUGGUUAUCGGCCAUGAAUAAAAUUGGUUAUCGGCCAUGAUGGCAAUCUUAAUAGCCAGAGGUGUGGACUCGAGUCACAUGAUUUGGACUCAAGUCAGACUUGAGUCAUUAUUUUUAAUGACUUCUGACAUGACUUGAUAAAAAUCUAUAAAGAUGACUUGACUUGGACUUGAACGCCAAUCACUUGCGACUUGAAUUGACUUGUAUCUGUUGACUUGAUGAUGACUUCAGAAUCAAAAUCAGAAUCGGAAGGUUUUAUUGCCAUAUGUGUCCCAAGUCACAUUAGGAAAUUGCUGCGGUAUUUGGUGCAGAAGUUAAUUUUAUAGGAAGUAAUAAAACACCCAUGAUAAAAUUAUUCAUGUAAAAAGUGGCAAGAAUUAGAGAAGCAGCUAUCUACCCCGUGUAGGUACUAAUCUGAGUGUUUUUCAA
Molecule: messenger RNA, 2296 nt
Organism: Nothobranchius furzeri (turquoise killifish)
Lineage: Eukaryota; Metazoa; Chordata; Actinopteri; Cyprinodontiformes; Nothobranchiidae
Product: 1-acyl-sn-glycerol-3-phosphate acyltransferase delta
Cellular component (GO): mitochondrial outer membrane; endomembrane system
Molecular function (GO): 1-acylglycerol-3-phosphate O-acyltransferase activity
Source: RefSeq, a predicted model, not a curated record